GAGCACCGGACCCAAAGACCGGCAACCAAGCUUUACACAUCGCAGUGCAGAACGGCCACCGAGAGUUGACAGAGCUCUUGAUUGCUUGGAAAGCAGAUGUUACGGCGCAAAAUUUCAAGGGGCAGACGCCCCUCCACAUGAGCGUUGAGUAUGACUUCUAUUUCAUUUCCAAGCUGCUUCUGGAGAAGGGUGCCAAGAGUGAGGUGGAAAAUUCAGACGGUUGUCAAGCGAUCUUGGGCAUCAGUGGCAGCAAAGAGGGUGCAGAGGCAUGGGAUGCUCCGAUAAACAUCCUCAAGAAUGCCGCCAACAAGGAGGAAGUCGAACUGGCGUACAAAGCCCUGGGGGCUGCAGAUCCCACGAGCCUGGACAAAGCAAGCCUCGCUCGGAUUGGGAUGCUGAAGGCAAAGGAAAUGCCGGACGUCUGGGACAAGGGGAGAUUCGUCGAGCUUCUCAACAAGGACUGUCGGAGCUUCCAAGCUGUGAAGUCUGUGGCAAAGCUCUUGUCUAUCUGGCAGGGCAACUUGGGGCAUCUGAGCCGACGGUUGCUGGCCUUUAUGUGGCUAUUUCACUGCGGCUGCGACUGCAGAGUUGGCUUCAGUGGCUUGGCAACGCGCAUCGAGGAAGAAAGAGCCUCGGCAUUGUUGCUCGUCACUGGUGAGAUUGACGUGAUGGCCCGAACCAAGCUUGCAACCGUCUGUGUCGUCCUGGCGUUUUGCACCGCCUUGCGCAGCCUUGCCUUCGUCGGUGCUCCUGCUCCGGCUCCUGAGACACCAAGCCAGCUUCGUGGCACUGCCAUCGAGGCGGCAAGCGCCACAGUGCCGGCGAUUCUCUUGACCCCGGCGGCGGCAUCAGCAGCAGACGGAGAGGGCGUGCUGGGAGUCGGUGUUCUUUGCGCACUAGCAGCCUUCAGCGUCGUCUCCAGUGUCAUCAGCGCAACGAUCACCUCCGAGCUCGACUGA
Messenger RNA from Symbiodinium necroappetens, 959 nucleotides. Lineage: Eukaryota; Dinophyceae; Suessiales; Symbiodiniaceae. The record is from the annotation of a GenBank genome assembly.